Trachymyrmex cornetzi is the source of this 9298-nucleotide messenger RNA. RefSeq lists its product as uncharacterized. The transcript has 9 exons. NCBI's taxonomy places the organism in Eukaryota, Metazoa, Arthropoda, Insecta, Hymenoptera, Formicidae. Gene Ontology annotation, cellular component: chromocenter; nucleus. The coding region runs from base 107 to 7399 and encodes 2430 amino acids. The record is from RefSeq and is a predicted model, not a curated record. Gene Ontology annotation, molecular function: DNA binding; chromatin binding.
GGCGGCGGCGGCGGCGGUGACGACGGUGGUGAAUCCCGGGACGGAUGGAAGCGAGUCCAGGCAUGCUCCUUCUCUGGCGAACAAUGAGGACGAAGAGGAUUACGCGAUGCUGUAUCGACAGGCCAACCUGGGGCAUUCGACGACAGUGUGCGCCACGGCGACGACGACGACGGGUAUAAUGACGCGCGUCGCGACGUCGCGCGAUAAGAAACGGCCGUCGGAGAACGGAGAACGGUCCUCGACGGCGAACGGUCUUGGGAGUAAUAACGAUCCGAUGGUGUCCGGCGCGAAGACGUAUCAGAGCGCACGGCUCCAGCACGGUGGUGACGCCGUGUCGUACUCCGCGAGGAUGAGCGGCGAGUACAAUCCUGCGACGAACAGUAAUAGUAGUAUCGUCGUGCGAUCGAAUCCGAGCGACAUCGGUCUUCUCGGUGGUGAGGACGACUGUGUCGCGUACGGUACAUCGACGUCCGCCGGUGACGGUAGUAACGGGAUCGCGCUGAGCGUUCAAAACGCCGCUGAGCAACAGGCUGCGACGAGCGUGGAUGACAAGAGCCGGCAGCAAGACGGUUUCGAUAAUCAGCAGGCCACCUCUUCGGCGCCGACGGUGGUCAGUGUUGGUGACGGUAAUGGUGUUGGUGUCGCGACCACCGGCUGCGACUCGGUCAGGUCCGACGAGUCAUCGACGACGACCUAUAGCAGCCUCAGUAGUCCUGACGAGAGUCAGAGUCAUCAGCCGGGACUGCAGCACGACGGUGGUGGCAUGCCGGCGAGUAAUAAUCAUCCUGGCGGUGGUAGUGCGUGUGCGCAGCAGGCUGCGCGGCCGUCGCGUGUCAAUGGUAGUAACAAUGGUAGUAACGUGCAGCAUAACGCAGUGGUGUUGACUAUGAACGGCAGUGCAGUGGUUACGCAGCAGCAGCAGCAGCAACAACAACAACAACAACAACAACAACAACAACCGCAACAACAACCCUCUGCCAUCACCGUGCCACGUGGAUGGAAAAGGAUAUGCACCAACGGGGUCAUCAUUUACAUCAGUCCAAGCAGUACGGCGCUGGGUUCGCUGGACCAACUGAAGGAAUAUCUGACAACAGUGGGAACCUGCAAAUGUGGCCUCGAGUGCCCACUCAGACCCGAACAGGUGUUCAACUUCGACCCCAAGGUUGCGACGCGACCUUGGAGCCCGGAUCAGGGCAAGACGCGGGAGAUGACCAAGCUCUGCAACCAUAAGAGAAAACUUCUGCUGCCGGCUGCAGCCGCCAGUCCUGUUGCGUCCUGUACGCCGGCGGUCUCGUCGUCGACUUUAUCUUCUGGCCCGACAACGGCCUCGAUUCACGCGAACGCCGACUCGCCCACGUCGCCGGGUAAAACCAGAAAAGAUGGUCUCAGCAAGAAGAAGAAGAGGAAACUAGGAGGCAUAGGCGGCAUUUAUUCCGGCGUCUCGGUUUCGCAACUUCUGGCACAACGGGAGAGAGCUAUUGCCGCGGUUGCGGCAUCUGGAGUUCAAGGUUCACCGGUGCCUAAUGGAUCGCAGGUAUGGCCAAUCGCGAUUCCAAAUCUGCAAGUCCAACAAAACGGACAACAAAUCUGUCAUCAAUCUUUAAGUUCGCCUUCCCAGAAUCAUGACGUGAGCAGUUGUGCUAGAAAUCCUCAGCAGAGGUUAAAUCAACAUAAUAUGUCAGGCAUGCUGAUGAGCAACCCGUUGAUUAUGAAUCAACAGGGUACAAAUUUUAAUAAUAUGACUCAACAGCAACAGCAGCUUUUACAGCAGCAACAUCAACAACUUAUACUACAACAGCAACAGCAGCAGCAGCAGCAGCAGCAGCAGCAGCAGCUCAUUCAGCAGCAUAUAUCGCAGCAACAGCAACAAUCGCAGCAGUUGUUGCCGCAUCAACAACAGUUACAACAUAUGCAAAUUUUACAAGAACAGCAGCAGCAGCAACAGAAUACUGUGGUAAAUCAAUUAGCACAACAGCAGACUCCUCACUAUAUCAAUCAGUUAAAUCAGCAGUCAUUACAUAUAAUGCAACAACAGCAGCAGCAGCAUUUAAAUCAACAGCAACAGCAGCAGCAACAACAGCAACAAAUGCAUUUGCAGCAAAUUCAAAAGCACAAUAUGCAACAGCAGCAGCAUUUAGCUCAGGAAGUGGAUCAACAACAAUCGGCAAAUUACAAUACUCAACAUUCUGUUGAGAAUUAUGCGCAUCACAUGCAGCCGUCACAAAUAUCAAAUCAAACCGUCCUUCAUCCGCAAUUGCAUCAACUUCACCAACAUCAAAUGCAACCACAACAGUCGCAACAAAGUCAACACGCUAUGCAAUCUCAGUCGACGGAUCCCUUCCAGAUGCAGAUUCAUCAGCAGCUACAACAGCAACAACAACAGCAACAACAGCAUCAGCAACAAAUGUCGCAAGUGUGCAUCCAGCCGCAAUAUUCAAAUCAACAAUUGAAUCAUCACUCUGUAGACAUUAUGCAACAGCAAACAGGUUCUGCUGUCAUGAGCAAUAUCAAUACUAUCGACCUUCAAAAUAGGCAUAACCGAACGUCGUCAGUUGAUGAAGAUCUAAACGCGAAACAGUUACAACAGCAGCAACAACAGCAGCAGCAACAGCAGCAGCUUUUAUUACAUAAUCAUUCUAUGCAGCGACACCAUGUAGUUCAAAAUGGCGGUUUGCCUAAUAAUCCUCAUGAGAAUGUUCAGCGGAUGUAUGCUCAGAAUCAAGUACAAUAUCCGGCACGGAAUUUUGAUUCUUCGAAGGGAACGAAUACGGAUGCCAAAAUGGGACAUCAACAACAGUUUCUGUCCAAUCAUACGGGACGAAGCCCGAAUGCCAGUCACACCGUUGAGGUGCAACAAUCUGGUAUGGGACCAAACGGGCAGUCCGGCAAUAUGCAUUUCAACAAUAGAACACCGCCGUGGCAACAAAAUCGUGCCACGGUUGCAUCCCAUCAGCCGUCCGUUGUCACGGUUCAAAAUGUUACCUGCAAUUCGUUUGACCGUGUACCACCGCUUCAUCAUCACAUUCCACAGCCUUCCAAUUGGACGGAUGAGGCUGCACGGAAAAAGGCAAAGUCGAAUAAAAUAAUAGUGAAGAAACAGCGACAGCAUGGUGUCGCCGAAUUGUCGAGAACGAAUAACGGAUUAGAACAUUCGACACCGAGUCCAGUAGAUGAAUUUAGCGAGAACAAUCAGCAAAAUAACGGUCAGAUAGGUUCGACAUUCAACAGCAGCGGCCCUUCGUUCCUAGAGGAUCCUAGCGGGUACCUCGCUCAGCAAACGGCGUUGCUAAAUAGCACAAUAUCACGACAGACCGGUGUCAGUAGUUCCCAAGUGGGCAUGUUAAACAAUAACUCGAAAGCAUUAUCUCAGACCAGUCAUGGUAUGCAUAUGUCUACUACUUAUAUUCCUCAACCAAAGCCUUCCUGUAUCGCCAGUCCCACGAGUACCUCGUCAUUCGCUUCCGUAAAAAAUCACGCAACUUCACCGGUUGUUGUACAUAGCAGUAUGACACCGACAUCAAGCAGUGGCACGGAUUCUGAGAGCAGUCCAUGUCAAGGCUGUGUCACCAGUGCCGACACACAAUCCUAUAUUCAAGAUCAAUAUAAGCAGCAAAUGCAGCGACAGUACCUGAUGCAUACGGAUCAGCGUGAAGAUCCUGUUACUUCGUCGACGUUCGGCGAGCGAUAUCAAACAAAUAAUCAACCACAAGCUGAUUCCAGACCGAUACAAGGUGGUACUGUGAGCACCAGUCAUGGAUCUCCUAUCGGCACAAAUAGCCCAGCUAAUUCGGAUACACCAGCAGCCUCGACACCUGGAAUUUCGCAGCCAGCAACCCCGCAGAGUCUUAUCUCAUCGCAACCAGCGACACCACAUAGUUACUCGCAACCGCCGACACCUCAUUCACAUGUCUCGGGCCAAAUGCCAUCGCAGACACUAACUCCACAAGCGCAACAGCAGUUGUCGCAAUCCUUGAUCGGUAGCAUUCAAGAACAAAGAUCAGAAACUCCAAGUUCUGGUACAAUGAGUUCCAGUGGUAUUCCACCUAGCACGUCGCCAUCACAGAUGUCCUCUUCUACAUCAGAUAAUUUAACAUCACAAGUGAAACGGCAAAUGACUAGGCAAAAUUCUCUAGAUGGCUAUCAACCUCAUCCACACACCGUCAAUACGGUCUCCAGGAUACCCAUAAAUACUUUUAGUGGAACAUCAUCCGUGAUAACAACUAUGGCAAGCGGUCAUACAGUUAGCAGUAAUACGAUUACGUCUGUGUUAGCUGGAAGAGCAAACACAGCCACUGUUUCCAUAAACACACCAUCUGCGAUACCGAAUCCUGCUAUACCCAGUCUUCUACCGAAUAAGGUACAGCACCAGGUACAAUCUACGGCAUUGACAAAUAUGCCGGGUACUCCAGUUACAACCCACUCCUCUAUUCCACUUAGUCAAUCUUUGACGAUGAACGUGUCUAAAUCACCGCUUGAAAUGGUUCAGAGCGUUGUUAGUAGUAUACAAGUACCUCAGACGAGCAUAAACUCGUCAUUGCAGCCGCAAACGCAGCACCAACAGCAACACCAACAGCAGCAGCAGCAGCAGCAGCAGCAGCAGCAGCAGCAACAGCAGCAUCAUCAGCAACAGCAUCAUCAGCAGCAUCAACAGCAGCAACAUCAACCACAGCAACAACAACAUCCUCAAGCUAAUGUUCAAGUUCAUAACGUCCUCACUUCAGGUGGUAUAUUGAAACAUCCUGCCGGAUCGACGCUACCACCUGGUCAUAUAUUGGUAUCCAGCGGUGGUCAACUCAUAAUGGCGAGUACUGGGUCGGCUAUCAAUGGUGUGAUGGCGCCUCCUCCACCGAAAAUCAUUUCUAAUGCUAAUUCUAUGCCACCGCUGUCAGUGUCGCCGAUGGUUACCAGCGUGACCGGAGCUGUCAGUCAAGUAAUCCCCGCGGUGGGUGUAGCUCAACAAGUGAUAGGGCAACCCACGGUGCUCGUGAAUACUAUUCAAACUCCAGUGUUGAUUCAACCUAGCGUAAUGACGAUGGACAGUAUAGGCCAAAACGUGCAGAUACCACAUCUGACGGUUGCCACCGGUAACGUCAUACAAAACACUCAGUCGAUUAUUGACGCUAAUCAGGACGUAUCUAGGACGAUCGGUGCCAAUCAAGGCAUGACGGUAAAUCGACAACCAGCACUCUUAUCGCCGGAAUCAACGAUGACCAAGAAAAAGGCGUAUAAGAAACGAAAAGCGAAUCCACAAACUGUGGCGUCAAUGCUACACAUCGCUUCGUCCCAGCAAAACGCUGGUAUGUUGAUGCAGUCGCAAUCAAAUUUCGCCCAGCAAAACUUUCAAACUCAGAGCAUAGGCGGACCCAUGCUCCAGGCGCUAACUAUUGUGCCUGGUAAAGGUGGGGCGCCGGCGCAACUUGUAAUGAAUGGUCAGACCGGCGCAGCAUCCGCGCAAUUCAACGCUCAACAAAUAAUCACGAAUCCUCAACCAACUCAGCAGAUAAAUCUUCUUCAACCGGUAAACUUAUUAAAUGGCGCGGCCGGGAUGGUUCAAAAUUUUCCCACUAUUCAGCAGUUUAUCGUGCCUGGUAUGGGUAGCAUGGUAAUGUCUGCAGACGGAACGGCCACGUUAUUGCAAGAUACGGGUAAUAUUGGGAUGCAGUUUCAGAUACAGAACGUCAAUGGCCAGAACGUAUUGACGCCGGUACAAAGUCAUAGUGGUAUAUUUAAUCCGAGUCAAAGCAUAUUGGCCGCUGGUCCAGCCGGUAUGGUCAUAAGAGCGCCGCAAGCGACUGGUGGAAAGAUAAUUCAACAGCACAGUCCAGGAGCGCAGUUUCUUUCGCCGAAUAGUGGCCAGUUCCUAGUGAAUGGUACAACAUCCUUCGGGAAUCAACUGAGCCCGAUAGUUGCCAAUGUUAGUCCGAAUCAGCAAGUGACAUUUAACACCUCGCAAGUAAGACCGUCAAACAUGCAAGGUCAGCAGGAAUUCAUACAGAUGAAUGGACAAACGCUUAUGGUACCUUGCGCGACCGCACAAAACAUAGCUGUCUCAUCAGCGUCGAAUCAACAAAAUACAACUUUUGUUCAACAGAACACGACGAUCGUACAGCAACAGACGACCAUGGUCUCGAACAAUCAGAUACCAAAUUUUCAAAGCGCAGCUUCUAAUGGCGGACAAACUGUCGAUCCUUCUUUAAAUCUCGAUAACCAGUCGUAUAUUCUGAGUUCCGGUAUGAUUCAGGGUAAAGCGGCGUCAUCUUCUCCGAAGAGCGGUGUAAAUUCCCCGUCAUCCGAUCAAAAUGUCGAACAACAGCAAUAUGUGCUCGCUAGUAGUAGUACGACCGUCGUGGAAAAAACGGCUCAACAAAACGAACAGCACAGCCCGUUGAUGGCGAGGCAUUCUGUAUCGACGCAAACCGCAGGGAACCAAACGAACGUGGCACAAUCGACGAUGAUGCGACAAGGAUCUCCUCCCGACACAACCACUCAUAGUCCAGGAAACAGUCAGAGGUCUAAUAGUCCGGCUGUAGACACUACUACACACGGUGCAGCAUCGCCAGCGCCUCCAAUUACCGCUAGACAUCAUUCAUCGUCUACGCCUAUGGUUCAUUGCGUAUCGAGCAGCGAACCGGACUCGGGUGACACACAGGUGGCGUCGGAGGAUUGGAGAAUGCAGGGUAUCGCCACCAAGGAAAUUACGUUAAAUCAACCGAGUUUGCACGGAAAGACCUACGUAGAGUCGACGGUGACAACUGGGAUCCAGAUCUAUACGUCAGAGACAUUGAAGCAAGCCGAAGGUGUGGUGAGCACGGUGAGGUGCGAGGGCAGGGAACAUGCCCUCGGCCGCGGAAUCAAGCGAAAGCUGGACUCCAUCCAUUCCAUGCAUUCUACUCUGCAUGAAGACCAAGAUGUAGCAGAGACAAAGGACGUAAACGACGGAAACCAAUGGAAACUGAUGGUCGGUGAUCUAGUGUGGGGCGCAGCAAGAGGAAGUCCGGCCUGGCCGGGGAAAGUCGAGUCUUUGGGCCCCCCGGGUACUAUGACGGUUUGGGUUCGGUGGUACGGGGGCGGGGGUGGUCGCACCCAAGUCGAUGUCAAGGCUCUCAAGUCCCUCUCCGAAGGCCUCGAGACGCAUCAUCGCGCCCGUAAAAAGUUUAGGAAAAGUCGUAAAUUGAAUAUGCAAUUGGAAAACGCGAUACAAGAGGCGAUGGCGGAACUGGACAAGAUGACGGAAGCCUCCAACGACCAGAAAGAUACCAAAAAGUCGCCCAAGGUGACAUCAUUACCGGCGACAAGCUCGAAGAGUGUCGGCGUCGGAAAAUCGGAGGCCAAGAGAUCAUCGAAGAGAGCCGUGGCCACUGUGGACCAUGCCAAAACCGAACAGAAACAAUGUCGGUGAUCCGUGUCGAUUACGGUUGUUUGAUAAAUAUCCGCAAUCAACAACUCUCGUUGCCUGUCAUAAAUCGCGAAGUAUCGAUAAUCUUCGCGCAGCAAUGUAAUUAGUCAGCUUUUUCAGUUUAAUAAAUUAUUAAUAAUUAAAUAACACAAUUCUACACGAAAAUUACACGUCCUAUAAAUUUACCGAUACAUUUCUGUUUGCUUCAGUCGACAACUAUAAAUCACAAUCGUGACCAUACAUAGUGCCCGGUUGCAAUGCGGGUACAAUUUAGUGCAGCUGUGAUGUGGAUUCUAUUACAUGUAACGAAUCUAACACGAGAGAUGAAAUUGAAUCUAUUGGUGCAGAAAUACAUGAUGCUACGAUGCUAUGUUAAUAUGAUACGAACGAUAAAAGCGUCGCUUUAAGAAUCAUCUUAAAACAACGCGUACUAAAUCUCGGUGAUUGAUAUGAUCUGCUGCAUCCGAAUAGUCGGAAUUCUAAAAUCAUUACGAGAAUUUUUAUCUUAGACCAAAAUAUUGUACAAUUUUACUCCUACAUGUUAAAAUUGUUUCUUAUAGCUUAAUCAAUACGCUUUGGGACAUUCUGUCUCUGAUCAUAAUCAAAAGGCUCGUCUGAUAAUUUUAUUAAAUCGAGCAAAGAAUUUUCGAUUACUCGGAUGCAGAAGCGACGGCCAUGGAAAACGUGGCAUUAAACAUAGAAGUGUAUUGCGAUAGUGGCAAGCAAGUAUCCUUUCCUGUAAAUUUAUCAACACAAAGCCUAAGCAACCGUAGCAUCUGUUGCAACAUCUUUAGCGUAUUCCGUUUGUAACAAAUAACAUCCGUUUUUAAUAGAGAAAAGAAAAACGGUCAGACAAAAUUGCAAAUUCGAAUAAUCAAUAGCGACAUACAGGAAAUACUACGGCCGAUUCACCAAAAAUAGGCCUACAGCAUGCAUUCUUAGAUUAUUUAUAACACACAUGUAUGUAAUCACAGAAAGUAAAUAGAAAAGCAAUAGUUUCUCACAGGCGUUUCUGAAUUGGUAGAGAAGAAGAAUUACACUUGUCAACACACAGACGAAUAAUUUGUCACACGAUUAUUUUAUUCGACGAACGCUCGUCUAUCGAUUCCUUUAUUGAAAUAAUACAAAGAAUGGCGUUUUGAACGCAAACUUUUUAUGAUAAUGCAUAUUGAACGAUUUCCCGGUUACUGCGCGCGGUUUUUACAAUUUACACGUGCGAUUGGGAGGCAUGGAUGUUUCCUGAAAAUAUGUACUCGCCCACGUAUUCGGGCGAUCGUAUAGGCAAACGUGUAUAGUUUUAAAAAGAUAUUUUUGCGAACGAACCUUCAUUACACUAUCCGUAGAGAAUAAUGCAUUUUUUUAGAAAGCUAUACACAGUGGAUUAUUGUUUUACUGUGACGAUGUCGUGCUACAGGCUCGUUGAACCAUUUUAAACUUAUAUGCGUCCACAGGACGCUUUUGAUCUGCGCGAUCAUUUUCUUAAACAAUGUUCCUCGAACAACGUUAACCUGGAACACGCUGCGACUGAAUAAUUCAUGAUUUAGUAUACGGUGGCGAAGCGAUCGCAAACCGCUGCAAAGUUUGGCAUCCGGUGUUUUUAACGACUAACAUAAGUGAUUGUUCUUUAAUGACGUUUUAAAUUAGCUUAGAUUUUUUCAGAACGUACAACAAAUUUUAAAAUUCCUAGAUUCUUUUGAAAAGUCAUAUAGUUUUAAUCAAAUAAAUGCAAGUCAAAUAAAAUUUUGUGGUAAGAGUUAAAAUAUGCUAUCGAUUUAGAAUUUCUUGGGAAAAAGUGGCUCUGAAAUAAAUAUUCGGUUAUGUUUCGUCUCUAAGAAAUAUUAUGUAAUUGUAUUCAAUUGCGUGAUGCCGCAUUAAUUUGGCUAUAUUUCUGUAAAGUCUGUU